UGUCUCUACUUUCUAAUCCUACACACAAGAACGACAGAGUAUCGCAAAGGCGAAAAUGAAUUAGUCAAAAGGGCCCUACAGAGGUCUCACGAGAAGUCGCAAAUCGAGAAACUCAAAGAAGCAUUCCUCGGUAAAGAGAAGUUCGACCAAGAUGCGUCUUUGAUCGAGUUACUCAAGACGAUUGCCAACGAAUACUUUCUCGGAUGCACGGCGAUCAUUCUGUACGAUAAUUAUACUCAAAAAGACGAUAGCUUGUUUUUGAAGACCCUUUUCAUAGAGUAUCCGCUAUUAUAUGCGCAUGCGCUGGUUGCCAGCGAGCAACACACCCGCAAUUUUGUAGGGAAUAGGGAGACAUGCGUAAACUUUCUGGUAUUUAUCAAAGAUGUGAUGAGAUGUCAGAAUUAUAUCGGCAAAAGAAAGGAAAAAGUUGUUGUUGUAGCCAAAUCUUCGCAAUGGAGGGUAAAGGAGUUUUUGGCCAGCGAAAAUUCUCAAGAUAUCCCCAAUUUGGUAAUAAUUGCCAAGUCGGAUCAGAUUAUUCGUGACACGGGAGAAUCGCCGUACAUACUAUACACGCAUAAUCUAUUCGUGGACGGUUUAGGUUCAAGCAAGCCAAUGGUGCUGACUUCGUGGUAUGGUGGAAAUUUUACUCGGCCAAUGAACCUUUUUCGGCCGAAAAUGAGGCACGGAGUAUCAGGCCACAGAUUCGUUAUAUCGGUGGCCCACCAACCACCGUUCGUUAUCAAACAGCAAACAAACAAUGACGAACAAGAAUACGAGGGCAUCGAAAUUAGGUUAAUAGAGCUGCUUGCCGAGAUGUACAAUUUUACGAUAGAUUACAGGGAAGCACCAAACGCGAAGCUCUUAGGAGCUGCAGAAGCGGUCUUAAAAACGAUCGAAACAAACACCGUUAAUUUAGGACUUGCUGGGUUGUACAUUACAGAUGACCGCUAUAAUUCGGGAACAUUUGAGUGGCAUUCUGAAGACUGCGCCGCGUUCGUAUCCCUUACAUCCACGGCACUGCCGAGGUACCGUGCUAUAAUGGGACCAUUUAGAUGGACCGUAUGGUUGACUCUAACUUUGGUCUACAUGUUCUCCAUUCUUUUGUUCUCGUUUUCCGAUAAACUGACGUUGAGGCAUCUGAUAACAAACCCCGAAGAAUUAGAAAACUUAUUUUGGUAUAUGUUCGGCACGUUCACCAAUUGUUUUACCUUUACCGGGAAAAAUUCGUGGACAAAGGCAGACAAAUUAACCACAAAACUACUAAUAGGAAUAUAUUGGAUGUUCACGAUAAUAAUAACCGCGUGUUAUACAGGGUCGAUCAUAGCUUUCGUGACCUUGCCGGUAUUUCCAACGGUCGUGGAUACUAUUGACCAGCUUAUAGCCGGUCGAUUUGAUAUAGGGAUGUUAGACAAAGGAGGCUGGCAGAACUGGUUUCACAACUUAACAGACGCGAGAAGUAAAAAACUUUUACAGCAGCCUGAUUAUGUACCGAACGUCGAAAGUGGAUUCAAGAACGUGACUAAAGCGUUUUUUUGGCCUUACGCCUUUUUGGGCUCUAGGGAACAGUUAAAAUACAUCGCCAAGACCAAUUUUACUAUAGAGGGCAAACGAAAUUUGCUUCACAUCAGUUCGCAGUGUUUCGCAACUUACAAAGUCGGUAUUUUAAUUCCGACGGAUUCAGUAUACAAGAACCUCGUCAAGCGAGGAAUACGAUUGGCUUUUGAGUUUGGACUUGUAGACAAAAUGAAAUCCGAUGUUGAAUGGAAAAUGAUGCGCAGUUCAACCGGAAAACUGCUGGCGGCCAACUCAAAAACGGGCCUUAGAUUUCUUAGCACUGAAGAUAGAGCUUUGACACUAGACGAUACUCAGGGAAUGUUUUUGCUACUCGGAAUGGGAUUUUUAAUAGGAGGUGGAAUUCUGAUGUCUGAGUGGUUUGGUGGUUGUUUGAAGCUAUGUAAGAAGAAUAGCGACGGAAGCUCAUCAGGUAACAGCUCCAUUCCCAGCAAUCCCAGAUUCCAUGAACGACAAACUCCGAGAGCACAUAAUUUAAAGUCUGAAUCAAUUGAACAUCUAAUAAAUGGAGACUCGUUAGUUGAAUCGACGGACAGCCAUUCUGAGUCUAAUUACAGUGAAGAAAUAAGUAAAAUUUUCGGCGAAGCAUUACAAAAUCACGUGUCCGAAGACGAUACAGAGUAAAUUGUUACAAAACUUUGCGGAAUAGCAAACGAGUCAUAAUGUCUCACUUUUCUCAUUUAUUUUGUGUUUAAAACCACCUAAUCAAUAAAUAAAAAAUGGUACUUCAAUAAAAAUACGAAACAAUUUAUUUCGAAUAUAAACAACGAGAAAGGAUUAUUUAAAAUUUUGUAGUAAACAUUUUUUAGGCCUUUAUAUAGGCAAA
Molecule: messenger RNA, 2398 nt
Organism: Cylas formicarius (sweet potato weevil)
Lineage: Eukaryota; Metazoa; Arthropoda; Insecta; Coleoptera; Brentidae
Gene: Ir21a
Product: ionotropic receptor 21a
Exons: 8
Coding region: 388-2196 (602 amino acids)
Cellular component (GO): membrane
Molecular function (GO): ligand-gated monoatomic ion channel activity
Source: RefSeq, a predicted model, not a curated record